Camellia sinensis is the source of this 786-nucleotide messenger RNA. NCBI's taxonomy places the organism in Eukaryota, Viridiplantae, Streptophyta, Magnoliopsida, Ericales, Theaceae. The record is from RefSeq and is a predicted model, not a curated record.
AUGGUAGAGGAAGACAGCAACCGGAGGUGGCGGUUGGGAUGGCUGGAGGUGGCAGAGACUGGUGGUACUGGUGGUGUGAAGAAUAAAGGAGAUGAGGGCAUUUUUGAUUAUCUUGUGAGAUAUCGAUUUAUUGGUCAGAUCGUCAGAAUGCCCUCUCGGUGGAUAGCCAUCGGUUUAGAUAUUCUGUUUAUAAUGUGCAGAUCUGAUGAAGCUGUUUGUUCCUCUAAAUCUGCCUGGGAAGCUCUGAGGCCAUCUAGAGCAGCGGUCCCAUGGUGUUCUAUUGUUUGGUUUAAAGGAAAUGUGCUUAAAUGGGAUUUUGUGCAUUGGCUGAUUUGCUUACAAAAAUUAGCUACCAAGGACAGAUUAUUGAAUCGGGGUAUGGAGGUGGACCCUGUGUGCAGUUUGUGUAGAAUUGUAAAUGAAUCUCAUCAGCAUUUGUUCUUCUCUUGUCCUUUUACAGUGCGCAUCUGGGCAGAGAUGGUUUGGUUGAAUCAUAUUGCUAGAGAUCCUUUGGGUUGGUCUGGGGAGAUUCAAUGGGAUUGCACUGCCAGCACUUUGAGUAAUGCUAUGUUCAAACGUUCCUUGGCUAGCACUUUAUAUCAUCUAUGGUUGGAAAGGAAUAGGAGAAUUUUUACUCAGUCUGUUAGCCACAAAGAAGUGAUAGUGGCUGGAAUGGUCAAGGAAAUUAGAGCCAGAGCUUGUUCUUCCAUGAGAGUUAAGAAUUCUUUGCAAAAUCGGCAAAUCUGUACAGACUGGGGGCUGCCUUGUUCCAUUCUACAAACCUGA